Messenger RNA from Schistosoma guineensis, 3672 nucleotides. The record is from the annotation of a GenBank genome assembly. NCBI's taxonomy places the organism in Eukaryota, Metazoa, Platyhelminthes, Trematoda, Strigeidida, Schistosomatidae.
UUUAUUUGUUGCUAUAAACAACGUUUGUAAAGGGUGUUUGUAAAACUCGCCGUCGGAGUGAAAUGUUCAAGAAUACAUUUCAAAGUGGAUUUCUUUCAAUACUUUAUAGUGUUGGCAGUAAACCUCUCCAGAUAUGGGAUAAAAGCGUAAUGAAUGGACAUAUAAAAAGAAUAACAGACAAUGAUAUACAGUCACUUGUGUUAGAGCUGAUGGGAACUAACGUCAGCACCACAUUCAUCACUUGUCCGGCGGAACCUAAGCGAAGUUUAGGCAUUAAGUUACCAUUCCUUGUGAUGAUUAUUAAGAAUCUAAAGAAAUAUUUCACCUUUGAAGUCUUGAUUUUAGAUGAUAAGAAAAUUAGGCGGAGAUUUCGAGCUAGCAACUAUCAGAGUACCACUCGUGUAAAACCUUUUAUUUGUACCAUGCCAAUGCGCUUGGAUGAAGGAUGGAACCAAAUUCAGUUUAACCUUUGUGACUUCACAAGACGCGCCUAUGGAACUAAUUACGUCGAAACGCUGAGAGUACAAGUGAGUAUUUUAUCAAUAGCAUUAGUAGUUAGUAUAUGAAAACGGUUAAUGAAGCUGUUGUUAUAAAACAUGCAUUUCCGGAUUCACAGUUUUCAACAUCAGAAGAUAUGGGCCCAGAUGUAACCCGAGUCCUGGGCCAUAGAUCGUUGUUGAUUUUAACGCUUUUAAAAUUUUUACCAUAGUAUUGAUUUUUACCACUAAAGCCAUUUUAUGUUAUUUUGCGACGAAUGAUGAUUUAUUAAAGAAAACUAAUGUUUUCUGUAAUUUUGCGUAGUCAGAUUACUCAAUAUUCUGCUGUAGGUUGGCGUUAAAAUGCAGCUAAAUAUUGAAAAACACUAGUGUGAAUUGAUGUCAUAUAUACAUACCAGACCUUGCAACUAGUUUCGUCGCUGAUUCAAAUGAACCUUUCUGGUGGUAUAAGUUAAUCUCAAUGUUAUUUGUGAAAAUUCAAACCAUUAAAGCAUUUACAUCUCAUUAGACAGUUACAAAGGAGCUUAGUUAUCUCCUCGAUAACUGUUUACUUUUGAAUUUGUGUAAUGUUACCAUCUUUUAGAUUAUUUGGAUAUUGACAAUUUUGGUGGUAACUUUUCAUGUAUGUAAAACACUCAGAGAACUAAUUAUCAUACAAUUUUUGUACAAAUGUUUUCGAUUGACAAGCUAGCCUAAAGGCUAGCUAGACAAAUAAUAUGAUUCAUGCAUAGCAAUUUUAACACUGUGCCAAAAGCAUUUAGAUAGCAGUUUAUACUUUCUGUCUAGAACUAAUAAUGUGUUUACGAACACAAGUGAGCAAUCGUAGUUCGGAGUAAUAGUUUAGGCCUUAAAGCCACCCAGCCUAUUUUUCCUUGUGUAUCCAGAAUAUGUUGAACAAUUGAAUCUAAGCUCAAAGCUCGGAAUGUUUGCUCAAAAUCCUUAAAUUAUCUCUGAAAACGUUUAUAUUUAGCCGUAUAUUUAAUUACAAUAAAAAUAAUCUUCAACGUCUAAAAUCAUCAAAAUAAUUUCUGCAAAAACGAAAUGACUAAAAGCAUUCAGAAAUGUUAAGCAUCACAACAAGAGAAAUUGCAGGACAAUAUCAGUUAUUCAAAUUCGUUAUUUGUAAAUGCAAUGCGUUAAUGGCUAACAUAAAUUUAUGGCAGACCAAUGUUUAACAAUUUGAAAAGAUUGUCAGUUUUUUGCUGUUACGCAAAUUUUCAUGGUUUAAAUCAUGCAGCUCCUGAGGUCUAUAUACAUAUGAGGGGUUCUGAAUGCACAUUGCUGAGGAGUUUCACGAUAGGACAAACGGCUAUACAAUCCUUCCUGGUUUUCAAAGGUCGCUUAGAUAAAAUGAGUUCGUGAUGUAAACCAAAGAAAUUUCACAUAUCAAUCUACACGAAUAAUGUAUAAUCGUUGUUAAGUGCCAACAUAAUGUAUUAGUGUUUAAAAGUUUGCUCAUUGUAUCUCUAAUACUAUGCGUUUUGCGGUGUUGGAUGAUCUUAGUAUCAUUUUUUGACACAAAAGAAUAGCUCAUCUGCAGCUGCUAUUAUUGUUUUUAGCCAACUACAAUCUCUAGUAACUUGUCUAAAGAUACUUCCAAGCUUGAUCAAGUGACCUGAUGAACGAAUAGUUUGCCCCUUUGCUAAACAGACUCGCUAAACGCAGUUUGAGGUAAUUCUCCAAUUUCAUUAUAGUCUGCGCUAAUGGAUAACUUUGACAGGAGUUAUUUUUGGUUUAGGUUAUUUUUGCUAACUGAUCGAGCUGAUUUAUUUAAAAUUUAAUUUAUAAAAAAUAAUAAAGUAUACCCCAGUUUUUCUCGGAUCAGCACAAGCGUAUCGCUAACACAUAUGUAUUGUGCUUCAUAUCAUCAUCAACAGGUUCAGUACACAUCAGUUGGUAGCUGAUGACGUUUAAGUACAGUUAUAUUACUUUUGUCGUCCUCUUAUGCCGGUUUAUUCCUGGAUGUAGAAAGAAGGCAGACUUUUUCAACAAGUAUCUUUCUAAUAUGAAGUUCAAAAUAGUAAGAUAUUAUCAAUUAGUAGUUAUAUUUGAUUGAUAUUGAUGUUUCCUUUUUUGCAUCGUACGACUAAGGGUCUGUUUGGAUUUGUUAACAAGUGAAUUUAUGGUGCUAAACUAUGAGAUUACUGAAGUCCAAAUUACCCCAAUUUCAGAAGCUGUCAUUUAGAAUCUUUGAAUAGUAAAGGAGCUAAGUUCAUACUGGAUAUAUCAUGCAAACAGUGUUGUCGGAUCACUCUGGGAAAUCAAUCAACACUACAAAGAUUCAUAAUGAAAGUAAUAUGUUAUUAUGAGUUUGGAAAUAAGCUCAAAGGAUUGUACUUUAUAGAGUCGUCACUAUUCUUGGAUACCAAGAUAUUAAAGUUUUACUAAAUUGUCGCUUUCCCGACACAGAAUAGACAAAUAAUCUAAAUGACGAUAGUUUUUAUUUACUUAUAGCUCUUCUUUAUAUAUAUGGAUCUUUUUGGCAGAAUAUGCCAUCUCUGGCGAAUAGUAAUUGGAAUCCACUUUGAGUUGUGUUGUAUUAAUUAUUGGUGUCAGUGAUAUUGAUAGAAUAAAAUGAGGCUUUACAGAUGAACGUCAUUAGUACAAGGCUUAACAAGUUUCACGCUAGUAUUGUCGAAGACUGGGUAUUAAAUAAACAUGAAAAACAAUAAAAACGAUAAACAUAUAGUGUGAAAGAUAUUGAAUGACAGGAGGCUUCCAUAUCGUGAGGGGAGAUGGAGUCUAAGUUUAUUUUUUGUUAGCAGACUUCAGUAAUAUCAUUCAACUUCUUGAACUGUUGAUUAUGCUGACAUUUAAGUACUCAUUGAGGGUCUUGUAGCUGGCUGCAAUAAACUUAUCAUUGAUGCCAAAUUUGUUUGCUCUAAAAUGUCUAUGUUUAUAAAGAUAUAAAUAUAGUGGUUUUCAUAUUUUAGAUUCAUGCCAACUGUCGCAUACGCAGAGUCUACUUUUGUGAUCGGUUGUAUUCAGAAAGCGAGCUACCCCCAGAGUUCAAAUUGUAUCUUCCAGUUCAACAAAAAGUAGCUGCUUCUUGAUCUUGAGAGAAGGCAUUGAGAAAUACAUAAAAAACAACAUAAUAGGAUGUUCAUUUAAUGCCUGUGUGAAACUUAUUUGUAAAAUGAGCCAAGUAAAUAAUAACUCAGAUAAAAAUAUUUUC